AUGGUAGUAGUGAGCAUCUGCCUCGCCAUCGAGCAGCAACAGAACAGGUGUGACAAGGAUGGUGAAGGUGACAACGACGAGGAGGAAGAGGGCAGGGAGGAGGAAGACGACGACGAGGAGGACCAGGACGAGGAGCUGGAGCAGGAGCAGGAGCAGGAGCAGGAGCAGGAGGAGAAGGAGGAAGAGGAGGAGGAAGAGGAGGAGGAGGAGGAGGAGGAGGAGGAGGAGGAGGAGGAGGAGGAGGAGGAGGAGGAAAGGAGGAGGAGGAGGAGGAGGAGGAGGAGGAAGAGGAGGAGGAGGACGAGGAUGAGGAGGAAGACGAGGAGGAGGAGGAGGAGGAGGAGUAGGAACGAGAAGGAGGAGGAGGAAGAGGAGGAGGAGGAGGAGGAGGAGGAGGAGGAGGAGGAGGAGGAGGAGGAGGAGGAGGAGGAGGAGGAGGAGGAGGAGGAGGAGGAAACACCAAAGCAACCGGACCAGCACAAGCAGCGAAUGGUAGUAGUGAGCAUCUGCCUCGCCAUCGAGCAGCAACAGAACAGGUGUGACAAGGACGGGGAAGGCGACGACGACGAGGAGGAAGAGGGCAGGGAGGAGGAAGACGACGACGAGGAGGACCAGGACGAGGAGCUGGAGCAGGAGCAGGAGCAGGAGGAGAAGGAGGAAGAGGAGGAGGAAGAGGAGGAGGAGGAGGAGGAGGAGGAGGAGGAGGAGGAGGAGGAGGAGGAGGAGGAGGAGGAGGAAAAGGAGGAGGAGGAGGAGGAGGAAGAGGAGGAGGAGGACGAGGAUGAGGAGGAAGACGAGGAGGAGGAGGAGGAGGAGGAGGAGGAGGAGUAG
Molecule: messenger RNA, 831 nt
Organism: Closterium sp. NIES-65
Lineage: Eukaryota; Viridiplantae; Streptophyta; Zygnematophyceae; Desmidiales; Closteriaceae
Source: the annotation of a GenBank genome assembly